AUGUCGUCGCUUUGCCUUAAUCGGCUACAGGAAGAGAGAAGACAGUGGCGCAAAAAUCACCCAUUCGGAUUCUACGCGAGACCUCAACGCGGUUCCGAUGGAAUAGAUCUCCGACAAUGGAGCUGUGGUAUCCCUGGUAAGGAGAAGACUCUGUGGGAAGGAGGACUAUUCAAGCUUGAGAUGGUAUUUCCCGAGGAAUACCCUACGAAGCCGCCAAAGUGUAAAUUUGUUCCACCACUUUUUCAUCCCAACGUUUAUCCUUCUGGCACAGUCUGUCUAUCAAUUCUCAAUGAGGAUGAAGGGUGGAAACCUGCCAUCACAAUCAAACAGAUACUUCUCGGUAUCCAGGAUCUCCUAGAUGACCCAAAUCCAGAAUCUCCAGCGCAAGCCGAAGCCUAUAACCUAUUCAAAAAAGAUCGUACAGCCUAUGACAAACGUAUUCGGGCUCUCGUCAAGGAAAACCAAGCAACAUAG
Messenger RNA from Orbilia oligospora ATCC 24927, 474 nucleotides. RefSeq lists its product as uncharacterized. Gene Ontology annotation, molecular function: SUMO conjugating enzyme activity. Gene Ontology annotation, cellular component: nucleus. The transcript is spliced from 4 exons. Gene Ontology annotation, biological process: protein sumoylation. Bases 1 to 474 code for a protein of 157 amino acids. The record is from RefSeq and is a predicted model, not a curated record. NCBI's taxonomy places the organism in Eukaryota, Fungi, Ascomycota, Orbiliomycetes, Orbiliales, Orbiliaceae.